UUGGCGCGCGCUUCUGCUUCAAGAUUUCCGCGCCAGCGUGCUGAGGGGGUGUUCAGUGUGAGCCAUGUUCUCAGUUGUGAAAUACAGAGCUAUUGACUACAACUAUGAGGCUUCAGAAAGGUGGAGGAUGACAAUAAGCUCACUGACGCUCCCGAUUCCCAUCCAACUGGACAGUAGCGUGUACCCACACUCAGGGAAGCUGCAGGACGAUUCGUACCGGAGGCCGUGGCGUGGAAGUUUGGGCACCCCGUAUGAAGUGGAAUGCACAGGCUCUGCGUUAGACUACCUGAAGGCGAAGCUUUGUCCAGUGGAGUGUGUGGAAAGGUUUACGGUGUGCACGGGUGAGUUGGGAGAGGACGUGGUGCCGAGCUCUAACCCUGUGUCUCCGAGGUGUGUGGAGUCACAGGAGGCUCUAUGUCUGCUGAACAGAGGAGAGAGAGCAGCCGAGCAGGACGAAUGGACAGAGACCUUUACUGAGGUUGAUGUACACUCGGUUUACUUCACUGAGCAAGAUCUGUUCCUUCCUGAGGAGGUGUUAAUCAGUGAUAAUGAGCUGAAGAGUUAUCUCCCUUCUCUCACCACACUACUGAAAAGGUUAAAACCUUAUCCUGUGUCAGAUCUACUGGAUCCCCAUCAAACCGGAUCACUGCUUCCUGAGCACAUCACGAUCGGGGAGUUCUCGCUGUAUUCUGCUGUGCCCUAUGAUGCAGUGGCUAACUGUUCAGCUCCUCAGUGGGAUAUUGAGGAGUUUGGGAAAGAGGACAUUCUGGAUGCAGAGGAUCUCAUGCUGCCAGAUUUCAUUGAAACCGAUGUGCUGCAGAACCGAAAGCUCAUCUCGUGUCAUGUCCUCAAACUGCGAGAAGCUCUGAAUGUGACUCCAGAACCAGAUGGAGAACACAGUUCUGCAUUAGACACUCUUAGGAGAGAUGAUUUAUGGAUAUCUGUUCCUGCAGGCGUGGUAACUUCAUCAGAGUGGGAGACUUUCAGUGCUCCUGUGACUGACAUCACUGACUCCGCCUCUGAAAGGACAAUCUCUCCAUUUCCUUUCAGGUCCUGUGUGGAACUGGAGUUAAACCUCAUUCUGUCUCCUCCUCCUCCUCCUGCUGCUCCUCCUGACAGGAAGCUGCUUCUGUCCACCAAUCAGCUCUCAGCUGAGACACUGUCACCUGGAGACAAAGUGCUCUUGCUGUCAGACAGAGAGCGAGGGGUCCUGGAGAAAGACAUGUGGGUGGCAGAGAAACAUCUUCAGUGUAUAGCGAGGCUUCUGCUGGCAGAGCCACGCAUACCUGCAGCUCCAGUGAGACGUCAGUCCCUCCCUGAGCUGCUGUCCUCUCUGCAGGCUGAGCCGGAGUGUGAUGACAUGGACGGAACCCGCGUCUCUUCACUACUGCCACUCAUGACCCCUGACCCCAUUCUCACACAGGCACUGACCGUAGAGAGACACACAGCUGUGAACACACACAGGCCAGAGGUGGACAUGAUGGAGCAGUUCACGCCGCUCUCUCUCACUCAGAUAGAUGAAUUGUUUGGAGACUCUGAAAAUGUGGGCACUGUGGAGAGCAGAGCUACAAAGACCACUGUUCCUGCUUGUGUACGCAGGAGCAAAACUGUGACGUUCAAUCUACCGGAGCAUGAUUCUCAGAAACGAAGCACUGCUAACAAAGACCGUGCGCUGUCAAAGUCAAGUCCGGCUGCUCACCAUCUAUCGGCCAGGACCACUCAAACUAAUCCUAGUGACAGAUCUGACAACACAGCCAAACACUCGAGUCUGCUGAAGUCUAGACCAAAGCCAGCUCCUUAUUGUCAUGCAGAAAAAGACACUCGUACUAAUAAGAGUUUUCGUUUUCCUCAGAGAACCUGGAGUAACUCAUUGAAUUCAAGUGCUCACAGUCAUUCGGUGAGAGGUACAGACACAACCACAGGUCUGCUGAAGUCCACAUCACACACAGGCGCCAACACACUACUGACAAAAGGCAACCAAACAGAGCCGAUUAAUAGCAAUAAUAAUCCAAACAACGUAAGUACUUUGGCUGAGAAUGUGACACUUUGGAUGAGAAAUUUCAAACUGCAUUAUAAUUAUACAGCAAAAAACGCAAAGUUGAAUACUUCUACAAACACCACUGUUAGAACGAGUAGUCUAAAUAAGAUCUCUUCUGAGAGCAUUACCAUACACAGAGAUCUGAGUGUUCGCUGUAGUGCUCAGAGAGAACUGCGAGUAGAGGGCCGAUUAGAGAACAACACAGAUCAUCAUGAUGGUCUCUUUACUGGGAGCACGCCCCAAAACAGAAAAGGUUCCUUACCAACCCCAGAACAUUCACAUGUAUAUUCCCACAAAGCCACCGCUGCAAAACAGCGGCUUUCAACUAAACCGAGUCACAUGCGUCAUCAGGUUUCUGACAACAUGACUAAAAAGGAAGACUUUAUUGUGCAGAAUGUGAAGAUGACUUUCAGUUAUUCAGCCACACACACUCAGCCUGGUCCUACUAAUCCUACAAAUCAUUCCAGAAAUCUCCUUCCUGAGAAUAAAGCCAAAAACGCGAUUGUGAUGAAAUCUCUCUUAACCCCACUCACUCGCAGAGGGACAGUGUCACACGCUCCAAAUGCUUCAGACACACCAAACCAGAAUUUAAGAGUGACCCCAACACCAUCCAGAUCUCCUCACCAAGGAGAGGCAAGAACAUCACGUUCAGCAUCAAGGAGGCGUGCUAGAGGGAAAAAGACGAGGUCAUCAGUUCGCAGACCUCAGGACUACUUGGACCCUGUGUCUUCCUUUAUGAUGCUGAGGGGUGUUCUGAGGCUUCCAGUAGGACAGAGACCUGAAGUGACACCACUGCGCACCAUAGUGGCAGAACCUUCUCAGAAGUCUAUGCCGAAGCCCACAGCUGGUUUAUAUAGGAUGGUGACACAGCAGGCUACAGAGGCAAGGAAGAUCCCCGAGUCCAGCCAUCCUGUUCUGGAAAGAUCCCUCUGUAAAACUGUACAUGUGCCACCCACAGACACAGAGAGGGGCGCGUACUGGGAGCUGCAGGCACUGGCCCGUCCUGUGCUUUGCAGAAUGCUUGAGUCAGGUGCGCUGAGAAAUACGGACUUCAGCAGCCUGUCUCCUGAACACACACGAUUCUGUCUCAAACAGCAGGAGAAGCUGCUCAGUACAGGACAGGGCAGGGAACGUGAGUAUAAUGAUGUGGCCUUACUUCAUAUCUUGGUCACAUUAAAGGACCUGCUGCUCAGGUGUGACCUCAACACUGCAACAAAUCAUCUGGAGAAAGCACACUCCACCAGUACAAUGGAUGGUCUCAGAGAGCUGCUGAGGAAGUUUCAGGUGCUGCAGUAUCUAAGCAGGAAGUGGGCGGAGCCUCAGCUCAGAGUGCAGCACCUGCAGGGGGAGAUCAGCACCUGGCUGCUGAGGACAUGUUUUCAGAAGAUUCUGAUUGUGACGGCAGUGGAGACUGUAAGGGCAGAGUUAGUGCUGGCUCUUAGUAAAAUACCAGGAAACUCUGUAGCUGCCCUAAUACCAGAACAGGACAGCAGAGUGAACAUCAAGAAUCUUACAGACAGGUGUGUGUGUGUGUGUGCGCGUGCCCGCGUACGUGUGUGUAAAUGGAUUUGUGUAUACCUGUGCAUGUAUGCCUGUGUGUGUGUGUGUGUGUGUAGUCGGUGUGCUGUAGUGUGUGUGCAGCAGCUGCAGCGUGGGUUUCCGUGGUGGAGAUUCAGUGUAGUGUUGGAGUUUCAGUGUGUGGUUGACUCAGCUGUUAGGAGCAUCUGCAUAAAGAAGAAGCUCCACUACACCUGCUUUACUACUGCAGCACCGUGUACAGAUCCAGACCCGUCAGCAGUGUUCUGCUCUCCUCUGGACCGUGUUCCUUUUGUGUUGUUUAUCACAGAGGGUUUAUUGAAGCGCUGUGACCUGCUGCAGCUGCUCGAGUCUAACAUGACUCUCCUGGAGAGGAUCCACUCUCCAUCUCUACAGCGGCUGGGACCAACACACCUGUAUGACAUCAUCACCAUUGAUGAGAACACAGCCAUUCUGCUGCAGGAACUGGGGGAGCUGGAGCAGGAACAAGCUGCUGAGCGUGUGGUUCUGAGACUCUCGGCUCUGUCGCUGCAGUUCAGCCGCUGCUGGGUCAUACUGCACUGCUCCAAUCACUACAGAGCUCUCAUGUGUGGUGAGGUGUUCAGUAACAUGGCGUUAAUUUACUCAGCCUUGGUGCUGUUUGGACAGAAGUCUGACGGUCUGGAUGUUAAGGUGUUGCUGGCAUAUAACAGAGCAGGCAUAGCACGGUGUGUGCGUCAAGUCUGCCUUCACACUCUGCUCAGCUCACAGAGAGAUGUGUGUAGCUGGCUCAACCGAGAGUGGUUCAGCGUGCUGCCUACUGAGGAGGAGCAGUGUUUGCUGUAUUUCCCUAGUGUGAACUGUGUUGUAGCUCAGCUCCUGCUUAGUCGAGCUCCGUCUCUACAGUGGCUGCUGGAAGCUUCACACACUCAGCUGGAGGAGAUGUUUCCUGAGAUCAAACCUUCUGUCUUUAAGAUCUUUGGUGACAGUACAGCUACAUACAGACACAGUUCUGCUGCCACACAGUGUGAGGGUGAAGGCAUACACAUCCACUACUGGGGUCUGGAUGAAGAUGAGCCUCUCUCACCCACACACUCGGACCCUUUCCUCACACACACUCCUGGGCCUGGAACUAUGGGUAGUGCCUGGUUUGGGGCGGAGUCAAAGUGUUUGACAAGCACACACACUCAGAAUUUGGCUGAAGAACAGACACAGGUAGCAGGAGAUUUCGGUGGAGGAGAAACCGAUGAGCAGUGGACUCUGGAAGCAUCGUCUCUGAGCCCCAGUCUCUCUUUCUCACACACUGUUCCCUGCACACCGUUCACCCAGAACCCCUGUCCCCGCCUGACUCCUCUCCUCCUGCCCCAUCAGCAGCGGGGAAGCAGCAGCACCGUGUCUGAGAGAUACACAGAGAGGAAAAGACCACCAAGGGGUGCCAUACACACAGGGUUUCCCCAGUGUAAGAGAGGGCGACUUCUGUUUGAGAGAGUCCCGGGAAGGAGUGGACAGACACGACUCAGGAAAUCUUUUGGUGGAGACGGUGGGGACCUCGACUGGCUAUCGUAGCCUGCAGGGAAUCGGCCGUCAGACGUUCUGUCGCAUGUCCCAGACCCGGUGAAAUGUAACUGAAUUGUCUUGGCCAGGCCUAAGGGUCCCAUCUGCAUCUCAUCAUUGCUGAGGAGUGUGCUCCCAUCACCCAAUCAAGCAUCCAGCCAGAGCAGGUCAUGAUAUAUUUUUUACCAUAUUAACAUGCCAUUGUGCGUCAUGCCUGAUGUAAAGACUCUCGUCUCUGCGAGCCUACCACACAGAUUUAA
Molecule: messenger RNA, 5367 nt
Organism: Neoarius graeffei (lesser salmon catfish)
Lineage: Eukaryota; Metazoa; Chordata; Actinopteri; Siluriformes; Ariidae
Product: protein shortage in chiasmata 1 ortholog
Exons: 30
Coding region: 65-5119 (1684 amino acids)
Biological process (GO): resolution of meiotic recombination intermediates
Cellular component (GO): condensed nuclear chromosome
Molecular function (GO): ATP hydrolysis activity; single-stranded DNA binding
Source: RefSeq, a predicted model, not a curated record